Messenger RNA from Erinaceus europaeus (western European hedgehog), 3731 nucleotides. RefSeq names its product proline rich and Gla domain 1 (gene PRRG1). Gene Ontology annotation, cellular component: extracellular region. NCBI's taxonomy places the organism in Eukaryota, Metazoa, Chordata, Mammalia, Eulipotyphla, Erinaceidae. The transcript has 4 exons. Gene Ontology annotation, molecular function: calcium ion binding. Bases 166 to 822 code for a protein of 218 amino acids. The record is from RefSeq and is a predicted model, not a curated record.
GCCCGGCCCCUUGGCUUCCCAGCGCCCUUCCCAUCCGCUCCAAGCUGCAGACUCUGGCCGGGCUUCGCGGCAGUGGGAGCGCGCAGGCGCAGCUGGAGGCUUGCGAAGCGCGGAGGAGCGCGCGGGAAUCAUUGUCCGGGGAGCUGUCGGAGACCACAAGAAAACAUGGGGAGGAUUUUCCUCACAGGAGAAAGUGCUAAUGCAGUAUUAAAACGCUACCCAAGAGCUAAUGGACUUUUUGAAGAAAUAAGACAGGGAAACAUUGAGCGUGAAUGCAAAGAAGAAGUUUGUACCUUUGAAGAAGCAAGAGAAGCCUUUGAAAACAAUGAAAAAACUAAGGAGUUUUGGAACACCUACACCAAAGCACAACAAGGAGAGAGUAACAGAGGAAGUGACUGGUUUCAAUUUUAUCUCACCUUUCCAUUAAUCUUCGGCCUCUUAAUUAUCCUCCUGGUCAUUUUCCUCAUCUGGAGAUGCUUCCUGAGAAACAAAACUCGCAGACAGACAGUGACUGAUGGUCACAUUCCUUUCCCUCAGCACCUUAACAUUAUCACUCCACCUCCAGCACCAGAUGAAGUGUUUGAUAGCAGCGGAUUGUCACCGGGCUUUCUGGAAUAUGUAGUUGGGCGCUCAGAUUCUGUCUCCACUCGCCUGUCCAACUGUGACCCCCCACCAACCUAUGAGGAAGCCACUGGGCAGGUGAACCUACGCAGGAGUGAAACAGAGCCUCACUUAGACCCACCACCGGAGUAUGAAGACAUCAUCAACUCCAGCUCAGCCAGUGGCAUUGCUAUGGUGCCUGUGGUCACCACCAUCAAAUGAAGCUGCAAACUUUUUACUGUAAUCAUUUUUCAAGUACUAAUGAAAGAACUUUCUAGCACUUUACCAUGGCAUACAUGUGCAUUGAUUUAGCUUACUGGGCCCUUGUAGCAUACCACAUUAUGUUCUCUGAUUUGAUUUUCAUUAGUUGUGUUUCCUUUUGCAAAACUAUGAGUCAUUCUCAUUUUGCUAAAGGACAUAUGAAGAUGAAAACACAUACUAGUGGAAGUCUUCAUGUGUAAAGAUAGUGUCACUGAUCCAGAUAUGGGGAGUGACUCAACAUUUUGUAUAGCACCCCACAACAUGCUAUUGAAUUUUUGAAGAUGAAACUUGCCCUUUUUUUUAAAUUCUUACCCAACUUUUGUUAACUUUGAAAGGAAAAUGCAUAUCACUGAGCUUCAUUUUAGAAGUAGCUCAGAAAUAGAGAGGGCACAGUAUAUGAUUACUGACAUGCAGAAAGUCAGUCGUUUGACUUGCUCUGUAGACAGCGUUUCUUAUUGAUUUCCUCCAUUCCCCAAACGAGUGUUUGCUUAUUAUCUUUGAAUGACACAUGCUCUUUCUGAAGUAGGUGUGUUAGUGAUAGGGAAAAGAUAUUAAAAAUCCUUUCCUUAUUCAUGACAAUAGUUUCUUUUUUGCUGUUUUAUUGAUUUUUACUGUUACAUCUCUUUCCUACCCAUCCCACAGAAUCUUAAAGCACUUAAGUUUAAUUAAAAUAAUUUUUAAAAUCAUUUUCCUAUUGAUUUUGUAUAAAGUUUUUGCCUCAAGAUAAUUGAGGCUAUUUUCCAUUAAAUGAAGAACUGUGUUUUUUUUUUUUCUCUCCAAUUGCUGGAGGAACAGUGCAAAGUCUGCUUUGUGCCAGGUGCACAAUUAAUCUAGUUCUAGCUUCACAUAGAUUUCAUUUUCAUUGCUGUUGAAUGUUGUGGUUUCUUUUAAACUGCAGAAUUUUUACUUUUCCCUUGGAGCUGUGAAUGAACUGCCAAUAUCAACUGGCUCAGAAAGAAAACCUGACAAUUAUUUCGCAUGAAGUUCCAUUUUGCAUGCAUUGAUGGAAGAGUCAUUGCAGCCAUUCAGGCAACAUUGGUGUCCCUUCCAGACUGCCUUAGUGUUGGUAACUGGUUGAAGAGGCAGAAGUACUACAGAUUUGGAGCUGUCCUGCACUGUAUCCGCCCCCCGAGACCCAAGGGAGUGCUGGUGGGGAGAAUGCCACAACAGGAAUCUGAUGACUUUUGAUCCCAUUCUGUGACAUACCUGCCAUGGUACUUUGGGAAAGACCCAAAUCUGAUCCUCAAUUCCUCUAAUGUUUUGUCCUAAAAAGAACAAUCCAAUGAGAUGCAUGGUGCCUGUAAGGUGUCAGGUUAUAAUAUUUCUCUUACUAUGCUUAAAGGAAAACUUUCCCCACGUUUUCCUCAAAUUUAUCAGAGUUUUCGCAGGAUGCUCCAUAAAUGGUGAGUUUGUUCUUAAGUGGAGUGUAAGGACUGUUGUUUAAACUCCUUUUAUUUUUCUGUCUCUCCCAAUUUAAAGAAAACAGCUCAACAUAGACAGGAUUAAGCAGACAUUGUAAAGGAACUAAAACACAUGUGUUCAGUUGUUAAAUUUGGCCAUGGUGAGCUUGGGCUUCUAGUUAAAGCUGUAAGUAGGAAUAUUUGGUUCAAUGACAGUGUGUGUGUAUUUGGAUUUUAAUUUUAAAAGUGAGCUUCAUUUUUGUGGACUUUUUCAUUACUAUUGGGCCUUAGAUUUGACCAGCAGUUUUCAAAGUGUGGGCUAUGGCCUCCCUGGUAGUCCUCAAGAGCCCUUUAAGGGAUCUGAGAGAGAGAAACUAUUUUCAUACUAAUACAUUUAGCUUUUUCCACUUUCUCUCAAAGAGUACUUUAACAUUUUUUAAAAUGCCAUCUUCCUAUAACACUCUUGUUUUAGAAAAUAUGGCAACAUGCAUUGUCUCUAAUAUGACAAGUACUGAUAGACAUAAAACCCAGUAACAAAAAGCCCUUUGGCAUUCUGACCCCACAUUUUAAGGAUUAAACGGGGCCAGAAGUCUGAGAAUUGUAGGAUUUUGCAUUGUAAACACCUUGGUUUUGGAUUUAAUUCUGCCUCUUAAGAGAUUCCUGAAUUACAGUGUAAGUCGGACUAUAGAUCCUUAAAGAAAAAUCCAAAUACUUACCAAUGACUCCAUUUUUCUUCUCUCAGCCAGAGUUCUCAUGGAGGCAUUCACACAAUGACGCAACAAACAAAAUACAAUGUUCAAGAGACAUUCUCUUAGGUUUGUUUUGCUUAAUUUGGUUUGAGUUUGUUUUCAAAAGCGCUUUUGCUACCCCAUCUGAUUUUAUAAGCUGAGUUUCUUAAUAUUUCUUAUAAUUAAAUGGAGCUUGUCUGGAAUAAUGUAUUUUUAUGCUUUUACCUUUCUUACCUGAUUGAUAUUUCAUUCAUCUUUGAUCAUUUUUAAUAGAGGUUUAUUUUUGCAGGAUAUAUUUAGGACCUUUCUUAAACAGUAACUAAGUGGAACCAAUCAGUUUGCAUUAAAAUGAAGGAUGGGCUCACUGGUUGUCCAGUGGAGUGGUUCCCAAGCAGUGGUUAUGUCUGAAAUCAUAGAACUGGCAGUUUCUGCCUCCCUGAUUUGAAUGUCACAGUGGGUUAUAUCUGUUUAAAUUAAAUGAUUUUUUCCUACUGACUAGCAUAAAUACUAGCUAUAUUUGAAUCAUUGUUAAUGAUGAUUGAUCUCUGAUACGAUAACCAUGGAGGUAGCUUUAACUUGGUUCUUUGUAAAUAGCAUGUAUUUUAAUAUUUCACAUUUUUAAACAGUUGGUUUACAUUAAAUUAUGGUAUUUAACUAUUUUUAUGUUUAUACUGGGUAAGGUUUUUCUUAAGUUUCUGUGUUUUCGGUAUGCUAAAUAAAGCUAUUUUUAAACCCAAGAUAA